GUCUGGGUUUUAGCUUCUCGCAGUGUUUUGUUCCCAGGUGACUGCUCCUCCUGCACUCAAAAGAUGAGCCGCUUUGAACACUUUACAAAACAGCUCGAGGCGUUAAGAAACAUCUUCUCAAAAAAUGGCGAGGAGUCAAGCAUGGCUGAUCUGCAGAGGGGGUCAGGAAGGAUCCCUAUGAUGAGGAAGAUCUGUUUCGCUGUAGGAGGAAUCCCAUACCAGACCACAGCAGCAGCUAUAGGGAUUUCUCUGCAGAUAUUCUUGCUGGAUGUUGUGAAGAUGAAGGCCUCCUCUGUAUCUAUGAUCCUGUUCCUCAGUCGGGCCUGGGAUGCUGUGACUGACCCCCUGGUUGGAUAUCUGGUGAGCCGCAGCCCCUGGACACCCAUUGGAAAACUUACCCCAUGGCUGGUGAUUUCCACUCCGUUUGCGAUCCUGUUCUACGUGCUCCUGUGGUUUAUACCUGCAGACUCCAUGUCUGAGGCCGCCAGCGUGCUGUGGUUCCUCACAGCGGCCUGUCUGUUUGAGACACUCAUGAGCUGCUACAACGUCCCAUACCUCUCACUGAAUAUGUUUCUGGGAGGACAUCAGAGGGACAGAGACUCUGCCACCGCCUACAGAAUGAGCGUGGAGAUGAUGGCCAUGCUGCUGGUGUCGGUGAUUCAGGGACAAGUUGUUUCUGCAUACAACAUUGAAAAGCAGGAGGCCUGUGAGCAUCUGGACCAGGUCCAUCAAACGCCUCACAGCUCAUCAGCGCCUCAAAUGGCCUCUCUACAGGAAACGCGAAAGGCUUUCCUGACCUCAGCUGGGGUCACAGGCGGAUUGUUUCUCCUCAGCAGCUUGGUUCUUUUCUUUGGCGUGACGGAGCAGCGGGGGGAGUCGGUCGGACACGACACCCUCUGUCCCAAUGACAGAACAAGACCCUCAUAUCUGAGCUCCGUAAAGAUGCUAAUAUGUCACAUUCCUUAUCAACGACUAGUCCUCGGCUUUGUCUUUAGUGUACUUGCUUUCCAGAUGUCUUUGGGUAACUUUGCACUGUUCUGCAGUCACGCAGCGGGACUGGGAGCUUAUUUUCAGCUUCUUUUGCUGGUCCUAUUGAUUUCAGCUUUAGUCGCGGUUCCAUUUUGGCAAUUUGUCCUUCUGAAAAUUGGGAAAAAAAGGACAGUUUUCAUUGGAUUUGCACUCUUCAUCCCAGCCAUGAUCACAGUUGCAUGUGUUCCCAGCAACCUCCCAGUUUUUCUGAGCAUGUGCAUUCUGUUGGGAUUCAGCGUGGCGACUUUGUUCCUGCUGCCUUGGUCAAUGCUCCCAGACGUGAUUGAUGACUUUGCCUUGAAACAUCCGUUGUUUAAAGACCUGGGCCCUCUGUUUUUCUCUGGUUAUGCCUUCUGCAAUAAGCUGGCAGGGGGGUUGUCUGUGGGACUGUCAACCAUGAUAUUACAGAUCGUAGGCUACAAAGCAGGUGUGUGUAACCAUGGUGAUGAAGUGGCGACAGCACUGAUUGUGCUGUUCUCACCAGUUCCUAUCACACUGCUGCUGAUAGGGAUGGGAAUCUUUCACACCUACCCCGUCAAUGAGAGGAAAGGCUUACAGCUUGAGGAACAAAAGUAUGAGGAUCUUUUUCUUCACUGUUAA
Molecule: messenger RNA, 1629 nt
Organism: Cyprinodon variegatus (sheepshead minnow)
Lineage: Eukaryota; Metazoa; Chordata; Actinopteri; Cyprinodontiformes; Cyprinodontidae
Product: sodium-dependent lysophosphatidylcholine symporter 1-B-like
Exons: 13
Coding region: 64-1629 (521 amino acids)
Biological process (GO): carbohydrate transport
Cellular component (GO): membrane
Molecular function (GO): symporter activity
Source: RefSeq, a predicted model, not a curated record